GUGUGUCUGUGUCUGUGUGUGUCUGUGUGGGUGUGCGAGUGUACGUUUGGAUGGCAAUGCAUGAGUGAGUGAUGAGAUCUUCACAUAUAAAACUCCCUGCCUGAAAAACUCACUCAACAUCCUAUUGUUUCUUACGUUCUCUCCAAAAGUAGUGUUAUAUUCUUAGUUGCUGUUUUUGAUAGGAUUACUAAAUCCUAGAUAUCUAGAUAUAGAUAUCUAAAUCAUGGAUAAAGCUGCUCUGGCUGUAGACCAGUGAAAUCGCUGACACCCUGUUGAAGAACACAUUUGGGAAGUUUUAUGAGGUAAAAUGGGAUGCAACUAUAGUUCAGAUUAUGAUGAUGACUGGAUAGAGAACCUAGACGAAGUGUGUGACCACUGCAACUGCCCGAUUCCCCCCAAGUCAGCUAAAUUGUACACAGAUCAGCUGAUCCCAUACCCCUCUCAUUUCACGCCUCCCUCUUCCCCUCUACCAGAUAGCCUGGUGGUUGCCAUAUACAGCUAUGAACCCAACCACAGUGAUGACCUGGGAUUUGAGAAGGGAGACAAGCUGAAGAUCCUCAAUAAGGAUGACUCGGAGUGGUUCAUGGCAGAGUCGCUCAUCACAGGCCAGAAGGGCUUCAUCCCAUACAACUUUGUGGCCCCCCUGAACUCCAUGGAGAUGGAGACAUGGUUUUUCAAGAACCUCUCCAGAAAUGAUGCCAUGAGGCUCCUGCUAGCUCCGGGGAACACACAGGGCUCCUUCAUGGUCAGAGAGAGUGAGACCACCAAAGGCUCCUUCUCCUUGUCUGUCAGGGAAUUUGAUCCGAACACGGGAGACACGGUCAAGCACUACCGAAUCCGCAACUUGGAUACUGGUGGUUUCUACAUCACCGCAAAGAUAUCCUUCAACUCCCUGAAAGAGCUGGUCCAGCAUCACUCACGUGAGGCGGAUGGCCUGUGCACCAGGUUGAUGAAGCCCUGCCAGUCCCGUGUGCCCCAGAAACCCUGGUGGCAGGACGAAUGGGAGAUCCCCCGAGAGUCCCUCAAGAUGGAGCGCAGGCUCGGGGCCGGGCAGUUUGGGGAAGUCUGGAUGGGUCUGUACAACAACCACAGACAGGUGGCCAUUAAGAACCUGAAGGUGGGCACCAUGUCCAUGGCUGCCUUCCUGGCCGAGGCCAACCUGAUGAAGGAGCUGCAGCACCCGCGCCUGGUCCGCCUCUUCGCUGUGGUUACCCAGGAGCCCAUCUACAUCAUCACAGAGUUCAUGGAGAACGGCGCUCUUGUAGAUUUUCUCAAGACGUCCGAGGGAUCCAUAAUACCCAUCAACACCCUCAUAGAUAUGGCGUCUCAGGUGGCUGAGGGAAUGGCCUACAUUGAAGAACAGAACUACAUCCAUCGGGACCUCCGAGCAGCAAACAUCCUGGUGUCUGAUGAGCUCAUCUGUAAGAUUGCUGAUUUUGGACUUGCAAGACUCAUCGAGGACAACGAGUACACAGCCAGAGAGGGUGCCAAAUUCCCCAUUAAAUGGACAGCACCUGAAGCUAUAAACUACGGAACCUUUUCCAUCAAGUCAGAUGUGUGGUCUUUUGGGAUCCUCUUGACAGAGAUAGUGACGUAUGGUCGUAUCCCAUAUCCAGGCAUGAGUAACCCAGAGGUGAUCCAGAACCUGGAGCGAGGCUACCGGAUGCCCCGAUCGGAGGACUGCCCUGAAGGUCUGUACAAUAUUAUGAACCUGUGCUGGAAUGAGAGCCCAGAGAAUCGGCCAACCUUUGAGUACUUGAGGAGCGUUCUGGAGGACUUCUUCACAGCAACAGAGAGGCAGUACCAAGAACAGCCUUGCUAAGGCAUACAGACAUGGGAUAGGAGAGGAGAGGACAUUAACUCCAACUGUUAAAACACAGAGAUAUAAUCCCAGUUUAUAUGCUUUUGAUACUGUCUGUCUGAGAACCUUGCUUCUCCUUUCAAAACACGCUUUGUAAUCUUAGGCUCUGUAGACAGACAGAUAUACACCUAAUACUUUGAAGAAGGAUGCAAUGAAAGCAUAUUUAGUGUAACAUUUUAGAGAGCUCAAGGAAGAUACCACAGUACUUUUGUAUCCUCUAAUUUCUUUGACAUUUCAUGUAAUUUGUUCCAUUUUGUACUAUUUAGAUAUUGCUAUAAUCUAUUUGUAUAUUUUGCUAUGCGUUUGAAGACUAUAAAUGGAAGAUGACAUGAUGUAUCUUACAAAAGCACAAAUGUUAGGCCUACUCUGUUCAUUUACCUGUUAAUGCCAUUGACAAGAAAUUCAUAUGAAAUGUCAAUGGUGCUCAUUCAAUAAAAAGUCAAGUAAAACAUAAAAAGGAAUGUAAA
Messenger RNA from Oncorhynchus nerka (sockeye salmon), 2328 nucleotides. It is a transcript of the gene lck, whose product is annotated as LCK proto-oncogene, Src family tyrosine kinase. Lineage: Eukaryota; Metazoa; Chordata; Actinopteri; Salmoniformes; Salmonidae. The record is from RefSeq and is a predicted model, not a curated record. Gene Ontology annotation, molecular function: signaling receptor binding; non-membrane spanning protein tyrosine kinase activity; ATP binding. Bases 308 to 1822 code for a protein of 504 amino acids. Gene Ontology annotation, biological process: T cell differentiation; B cell receptor signaling pathway; cell surface receptor protein tyrosine kinase signaling pathway. Gene Ontology annotation, cellular component: extrinsic component of cytoplasmic side of plasma membrane. The transcript is spliced from 12 exons.